UUUUCCGUCUCACCUGCUCUCUUUGACUGAAAUAACAUGGCUGCGUCCUGAAAACACGCGUCAACAAACACAGCACGCUCGUCGGGAGUGAUUUUUAGAGAAAUACCUCUUCUUCCAGCGGCUGAUAACGUCGGUCGGUCAUACCGGAUGGCUCUUCGUGUGAGCGAGUCCUUUCUGAGGAGAUGUCUGCGCUCUUCUGCCCGACCGUUACUACUGGAAACCGCGUCACUGCGUCCGCGAGCAGCCCUUCAUCCUGGAGCACUAAGCGGAGGUGGUUUUCUUGUCACUCCAGCCCGUUCUGUGUCCUCCAGCGCAUUUUUGGACAGGCUGCUAAAAGGAAAAAUGCCUGGUGUGGAUCAGGGACCCUGCCAGCAACCUGUGCCUCCGGAUAGAGCUGGGCAGCUUUCUCUGUUACUGAGGGCCCCAGAUCAACCAGAAAAUCCAAAGUCUCUGAGAGUGGCUGUUAUUGGGGCUCCAAAUGCAGGGAAGUCAACACUAACCAACCAGCUCCUUGGCAGGAAGUUGUUUGCAGUCUCCAAAAAAGUGCAUACAACAAGGUCACGUGCACUUGGAGUGAUCACGGAGGACGAUACCCAAAUUAUUCUGCUGGAUACGCCUGGUCUUACUACUCCCUUCAAAGUUCAAAGGCAUCAGUUGGAGAAAUCCCUUCUAGUGGAUCCACUGAAAUCAUUGCGAGAAGCUGAUUUAGUGGUGGUGUUGGUGGACAUCUCUGACAAGUGGACCCGCGAUAGGCUGGACUUUGAGGUGCUGAAGUGUCUGGCCCUGAAUCCACAUAUUCCUGCUGUCCUUGUCCUCAAUAAGGUGGACCUCCUGAAGAACAAAACCUUGCUGCUGGACAUCACAGCCAGGCUGACCGAGGGUGUUGUGAAUGGUCAGAGACUGAGAGUCCGCGAUGUGGUGAAGAAGUCGCAGAAGGAAACAGAUGAGAUGCAGAUCAAGCACAAAGCAGCCCUGGAGGCCCAAGCUGGAGGGGAGCCAUGCCCAACCCCAGACACUCAAGCCCAGAGAGGCCUGAGCAGAGAGCAGCUGAGAACCCUGAAGAGCCGCAAAGGAUGGCCCCACUUCAAGGAUGUGUUCAUGCUGUGUGCUGCAGAUGGGGAGGACGUGGAGACACUGAAGAGAUAUCUGAUGGUGGCUGCAAAGCCAGGCCCAUGGCAUUACCACAGUGACGUACUGACAGAUCAGAGCCCAGAGGACGUCUGCGUCAAUGCAGUCCGAGAGAAGCUUCUGGAAUACCUUCCUCAGGAGGUGCCUUACACCAUGUCUCAGCACAUUGAGCUCUGGAGAGAGACCGAGGAUGGCAAGUUGGACAUAUCUGUCAAAUUACACGUGAAGAAGAACAGCCAUAUGACCAUGGUGAUUGGUCCUGGAGGUCAGGUAAUGGCCAAGAUAGCCCGAGAGGCAGGCGAAGACCUCACGAAUGCUUUCAUGCGCGAGGUGCGUCUGAAAAUAUCUGCCACUCUGAAGAACUGAAGGGGACGGUUCAGCUGACCCAAGGAUCUGGAACAGGACAUUUUCUAAAGGAUGACUUCAGAUGUCGUUACUCAACCAGCUCCCUCAUCCUGUUUAUAGGACCUCAGCGUAUAUAUAUAUAUAUAUAUAUUCAUUCCCUCAUCCAGAGUGGAGUGAGUAAAUCAUUGUUGAAUCUCUCUCCCUCUCAGGAAGGAAGAGGUCUACUCAAGGCUGCGGUUUGUCUUGCGAGUUGCAUGCGAACUGUCUGCCUGUUAUCUCAAACACUGUUCAUUGUGUAACAGUUCAGCCUCUGAGUUAGAGGUUCCUCUCUGAACUCAAACUGCUAUUUUCUUUAGUGUCUUGUUGCUUUUCUAGCAGUUAUAUACAACUGCUUCAUUUUGAUAACAUUAUUCAGGGCUGCAUCAUGACCACGUUAGUCCCCAUGAAAAAAAGCUCAGGUUUUUUGGGGUAGAUUGACAGUAGUGGUUACAGUUGUAGGCCUUGCUGUACCCAAACUUUGUUUUUUUGGAUUAGAAACUGGGCAACUGUGUAUAGUAGUGUGCAAAAGUCAGAGACCACCCUUAAUUAAUUUAAUUUCCAGUCCAAAUGGCCAUUAAGCACAAGUUAUUCAUUUUUCAGCAUGGAAGGAAGUCUUCGCAGAGUGGAAGGAUGGACAGAAACA
Colossoma macropomum (tambaqui) is the source of this 2155-nucleotide messenger RNA. RefSeq names its product Era-like 12S mitochondrial rRNA chaperone 1 (gene eral1). Lineage: Eukaryota; Metazoa; Chordata; Actinopteri; Characiformes; Serrasalmidae. The record is from RefSeq and is a predicted model, not a curated record. Gene Ontology annotation, biological process: ribosomal small subunit assembly. The transcript is spliced from 11 exons. Bases 148 to 1494 code for a protein of 448 amino acids. Gene Ontology annotation, cellular component: mitochondrial matrix. Gene Ontology annotation, molecular function: GTP binding; ribosomal small subunit binding; rRNA binding.